This is a messenger RNA of Leishmania braziliensis MHOM/BR/75/M2904, 2772 nucleotides long. RefSeq names its product kinetoplast-associated protein-like protein. The record is from RefSeq and is a predicted model, not a curated record. NCBI's taxonomy places the organism in Eukaryota, Euglenozoa, Kinetoplastea, Trypanosomatida, Trypanosomatidae. The coding region runs from base 1 to 2772 and encodes 923 amino acids. The transcript has a single exon.
AUGCAGCACCAUGAAAACAUUAAUAAACCUCUCUACAAGAUAGAGGAGGCCGAGGAGGCUGCCCGUAUUCAGGCCGAGGCGGAGGAGGCUGCCCGUAUUCAGGCCGAGGCGGAGGAGGCUGCGCGUAUUCAGGCCGAGGCGGAGGAGGCUGCCCGUAUUCAGGCCGAGGCGGAGGAGGCUGCGCGUAUUCAGGCCGAGGCGGAGGAGGCUGCCCGUAUUCAGGCCGAGGCGGAGGAGGCUGCGCGUAUUCAGGCCGAGGCGGAGGAGGCUGCGCGCAUUCAGGCCGAGGCGGAGGAGGCUGCGCGUAUUCAGGCCGAGGCGGAGGAGGCUGCCCGUAUUCAGGCCGAGGCGGAGGAGGCUGCCCGUAUUCAGGCCGAGGCGGAGGAGGCUGCGCGCAUUCAGGCCGAGGCGGAGGAGGCUGCCCGUAUUCAGGCCGAGGCGGAGGAGGCUGCGCGCAUUCAGGCCGAGGCGGAGGAGGCUGCGCGCAUUCAGGCCGAGGCGGAGGAGGCUGCGCGCAUUCAGGCCGAGGCGGAGGAGGCUGCCCGUAUUCAGGCCGAGGCGGAGGAGGCUGCGCGCAUUCAGGCCGAGGCGGAGGAGGCUGCGCGCAUUCAGGCCGAGGCGGAGGAGGCUGCGCGCAUUCAGGCCGAGGCGGAGGAGGCUGCGCGUAUUCAGGCCGAGGCGGAGGAAGCUGCGCGCAUUCAGGCCGAGGCAGAGGAGGCUGCCCGUAUUCAGGCCGAGGCGGAGGAGGCUGCGCGUAUUCAGGCCGAGGCGGAGGAGGCUGCCCGUAUUCAGGCCGAGGCGGAGGAGGCUGCGCGCAUUCAGGCCGAGGCGGAGGAAGCUGCGCGCAUUCAGGCCGAGGCGGAGGAGGCUGCCCGUAUUCAGGCCGAGGCGGAGGAGGCUGCGCGCAUUCAGGCCGAGGCGGAGGAGGCUGCCCGUAUUCAGGCCGAGGCGGAGGAGGCUGCGCGCAUUCAGGCCGAGGCGGAGGAGGCUGCGCGUAUUCAGGCCGAGGCGGAGGAGGCUGCGCGCAUUCAGGCCGAGGCGGAGGAGGCUGCGCGCAUUCAGGCCGAGGCGGAGGAGGCUGCGCGUAUUCAGGCCGAGGCGGAGGAGGCUGCGCGUAUUCAGGCCGAGGCGGAGGAGGCUGCGCGCAUUCAGGCCGAGGCGGAGGAGGCUGCCCGUAUUCAGGCCGAGGCGGAGGAGGCUGCGCGCAUUCAGGCCGAGGCGGAGGAGGCUGCGCGUAUUCAGGCCGAGGCGGAGGAGGCUGCGCGCAUUCAGGCCGAGGCGGAGGAGGCUGCGCGUAUUCAGGCCGAGGCGGAGGAAGCUGCGCGCAUUCAGGCCGAGGCAGAGGAGGCUGCGCGUAUUCAGGCCGAGGCGGAGGAGGCUGCCCGUAUUCAGGCCGAGGCGGAGGAGGCUGCGCGCAUUCAGGCCGAGGCGGAGGAGGCUGCCCGUAUUCAGGCCGAGGCGGAGGAGGCUGCGCGCAUUCAGGCCGAGGCGGAGGAGGCUGCCCGUAUUCAGGCCGAGGCGGAGGAGGCUGCGCGCAUUCAGGCCGAGGCGGAGGAGGCUGCGCGUAUUCAGGCCGAGGCGGAGGAGGCUGCGCGUAUUCAGGCCGAGGCGGAGGAGGCUGCGCGCAUUCAGGCCGAGGCGGAGGAGGCUGCCCGUAUUCAGGCCGAGGCGGAGGAGGCUGCGCGCAUUCAGGCCGAGGCGGAGGAGGCUGCGCGUAUUCAGGCCGAGGCGGAGGAGGCUGCCCGUAUUCAGGCCGAGGCGGAGGAGGCUGCGCGCAUUCAGGCCGAGGCGGAGGAGGCUGCCCGUAUUCAGGCCGAGGCGGAGGAGGCUGCGCGUAUUCAGGCCGAGGCGGAGGAGGCUGCGCGCAUUCAGGCCGAGGCGGAGGAGGCUGCCCGUAUUCAGGCCGAGGCGGAGGAGGCUGCGCGUAUUCAGGCCGAGGCGGAGGAGGCUGCCCGUAUUCAGGCCGAGGCGGAGGAGGCUGCGCGCAUUCAGGCCGAGGCGGAGGAGGCUGCGCGCAUUCAGGCCGAGGCGGAGGAGGCUGCCCGUAUUCAGGCCGAGGCAGAGGAGGCUGCGCGUAUUCAGGCCGAGGCGGAGGAGGCUGCCCGUAUUCAGGCCGAGGCGGAGGAGGCUGCGCGCAUUCAGGCCGAGGCGGAGGAGGCUGCCCGUAUUCAGGCCGAGGCGGAGGAGGCUGCGCGCAUUCAGGCCGAGGCGGAGGAGGCUGCGCGUAUUCAGGCCGAGGCGGAGGAGGCUGCCCGUAUUCAGGCCGAGGCGGAGGAGGCUGCGCGUAUUCAGGCCGAGGCGGAGGAGGCUGCCCGUAUUCAGGCCGAGGCGGAGGAGGCUGCGCGCAUUCAGGCCGAGGCGGAGGAGGCUGCGCGCAUUCAGGCCGAGGCGGAGGAGACUGCCCGUAUUCAGGCCGAGGCGGAGGAGGCUGCGCGCAUUCAGGCCGAGUCUCCGGUAGUUGGACGGGUCUCUAGUGAUACUGAUGUAGAAGGAGUUCGUGGAUAUGUUUCUGUGAAUGCGGCAGAGUUGAAGGCGGCGAAUAUUGAGCGUUGCGGGGGUUAUUCUAGGGCGGUACAGAGGAGGGUGGCGAAGCAUCGGCGGGCCAGUUUUGCGGCUCAUUUUGUGGAGAAACCGUUGUUUGAUCGGGCGCCUCGUUCAGUGGCACCUGUGGCGCAGGUUGUAACGGAGUCCAACCAGAAGGGGCAAUUUGUGGCGGGUUUCUUUUUUGCAAUCUUGGCCGUGUUUGCUGUGUGCGGUGUUAUGCUGAGGUGA